CGGUGCGCGGGGCUCGCGGCAGCUCAGUCUCCUCCCGAGCCCAGCCCCGGCCGGCGAGAGCAGAGCGACCGCGAGCCGGAGCCCGAGCCCGGGCCUCGGAGCGAGGAGGCGGAGGGCCGAAGAAGGCGGAGGACCGGAGUAGCGGCCGCGCUCGGGCUCCCGCGGUGCGUGUGUCCUCCUGGCGGAUCCCGCCUAAAUGUUGAAACUGUUUCCUGUGAAGCAUAAGAUUUCCUGAUUGUGGAAGAACCCCUUAAGCACCAUUAACUGUAAAGUGAGGAAAAGUAUGAAAGAACCAUCAGGUUGAGUCUGCAAUUUGAAGACUGCCAUAUCCACCAGAACACCCAGGAUGGAUCUGCACCAAAGCACCACCAUCAUGUUCCUUGAGAAAUGGUGUUCAGAUAAGUCAUCAUCUGGCUGCAGGAGACAUUAUAAUGUCAGAAAAAAACUGAAGUUAAUUCGAAUCUUAGGCCUUUUCAUGGGCCUGGUAGCCAUUAGCACUGUCCCAUUUUCAAUCAGUGCCUUUUCUGAGACAGAGACACAGAGCACAGGAGAGGCCAGUGGUGCAAGUGGGCCCAGGGUAGCACACAGUUACCAUCAAAGAACUCUCUUAGAUUUAAAUGACAAGAUUCAAGAUUAUACUCCACAGCCACCUCUUUCUCAGGAAGGCAAAUCUGAGAAUAGUACAGAUCAUGCCCAAGGAGACUACCCAAGAGACAUCUUCUCUCUCGAGCAGCGAAGAAAAGGUGCCAUCAUUCUCCAUGUCAUUGGAAUGAUCUACAUGUUCAUAGCCUUAGCUAUUGUCUGCGAUGAGUUCUUUGUUCCUUCUUUGACUGUCAUCACUGAAAAACUGGGCAUCUCUGAUGAUGUGGCUGGAGCCACCUUUAUGGCUGCUGGGGGCUCAGCCCCAGAACUUUUCACGUCUCUCAUAGGGGUAUUUAUUGCUCAUAGCAAUGUCGGCAUUGGUACUAUCGUGGGCUCAGCGGUGUUCAAUAUCCUCUUUGUCAUUGGCAUGUGUGCUCUGUUUUCCAGAGAAAUCUUAAACCUGACGUGGUGGCCACUCUUUCGGGAUGUGUCCUUCUACAUCAUUGACUUGAUCAUGCUGAUCAUAUUUUUCCUGGAUAAUUUUAUCAUGUGGUGGGAAAGCUUGCUUCUCUUAACAGCUUACUUUGGCUAUGUGGUUUUCAUGAAAUUCAACGUCCAAGUAGAAAGAUGGGUGAAGCAAAUGAUAAAUCGCAACAAAGUCGUCAAGGUGACAGCACCAGAGGCCCAAGCAAAGUCAUCUACAGCCAGGGACAAGGAUGAACAGGCUCUACCGGCUAAGCCACGACUCCAGCGAGGUGGGAGUUCUGCCUCCCUCCACAACAGUCUCAUGAGGAACAGCAUCUUCCAGCUCAUGAUACACACCCUUGACCCACUUGCUGAAGAACUUGGAUCAUAUGGAAAACUAAAAUAUUAUGACACAAUGACUGAAGAAGGGAGGUUCAGAGAAAAGGCUUCAAUUCUCCACAAGAUCGCCAAGAAGAAAUGCCAGGUGGAUGAGAACGAGAGGCAGAAUGGGGCUGCCAAUCAUGUGGAAAAAAUCGAGCUCCCAAACAGCACGAGCACAGAGGUGGAAAUGACACCAUCCAGUGAUGCUUCAGAACCUGUUCAAAAUGGAAAUCUCUCCCACAGCAUUGAAGCUGCAGAAGCCCAGACCACAGAGACAGGUGAAGAUGAAGAGGACCAGCCUCUCAGCCUGGCCUGGCCUUCUGAUCCACGCAAACAAGUUACAUUCCUAAUUGUUUUCCCUAUAGUGUUUCCUCUAUGGAUUACGUUACCUGAUGUCCGCAAACCAUCAUCAAGGAAGUUUUUUCCCAUCACAUUCUUUGGCUCCAUCACCUGGAUCGCAGUAUUCUCUUACUUGAUGGUCUGGUGGGCGCAUCAGGUUGGAGAGACAAUUGGCAUUAGUGAAGAGAUUAUGGGUCUGACCAUCUUGGCUGCUGGGACCUCCAUCCCUGAUCUGAUCACCAGCGUCAUAGUGGCCCGGAAGGGACUCGGGGACAUGGCUGUAUCCAGCUCUGUUGGAAGCAACAUUUUUGACAUCACUGUAGGGCUUCCGCUGCCCUGGCUGCUGUACACCAUCAUUCACAGAUUCCAGCCUGUGGCCGUCAGCAGCAAUGGCCUCUUCUGCGCCAUCGUCCUCCUCUUCAUCAUGCUGCUCUUUGUCAUCCUCUCCAUCGCCCUCUGCAAGUGGCGGAUGAACAAAGUGCUGGGCUUCAUCAUGUUCGGCCUCUACUUUGUGUUCCUUGUGGUCAGCGUCCUCCUGGAAGACAAAAUUCUUGUGUGCCCUGUCUCCGUCUAGCAGGAAAAGCCAUAUCUUGAACCAACAGCAUGGACAGUCCCUCCCUGCUCUGGGUUGUAUGCUCCUUGACUUGUGGAGAAGAGGCCGCUGGCACACAGCCUGGGCAUUUCGAGUGUCCCUCCUUGGAAGAUUCAAGGAGGGAUGGGUUCACCCUGGACCCAUUCAUUCCACGGGCUACUCCCACCCUCACCUACUGAAAUGGCUCCAUGCAAGAUACAAAGAGAUCCGACCCUUUGGGGCUUCUCCCCCUGCACCGCUGACAGGUAUUCCUUGCUGGUCAGAGGUGCAUUCGUUGUAAUGAUGCAAACAAUGAUGGAGGAGAUAUAUAUACAUAUAAAGUAUACAUAUUAUAUAUAGAUGCACAUGAACAUACUCCCGCCUGUUCCUGUAUUAUACCUCUCCUUCCACACCUAUAGAGUAGUACAUACCUGUAUACAAACGCAAAGAAAAAUUAUAUAUAUAUAAAACCAUAUAUAUAUGUAUAAAUACAACUGCAUCUUUUCAGGGAUAGCUCUAGUAUAUUUAUAGCACCUAGUUGAAGAGGGGCAUCAACCUUCAGUCUGAGCUUUACCUCUUAAGUGCAAGAGGUGAGCUAAUAGCAUCAUUACUGUGAUCUUCAGCCUACCUUGGACAUGCUGGGAUUCUGCCUGAUAAGGUGGACGUUUUAGGAAUAGGUUGCAAGACGAUGGGCGGGGUGGAGAAGAUCUGUAGGGGCCCUGAAAGGAGCCCUCCAAAACAUUCCCGCAAGCCAAACUGAGAGGAGCAUUUGCCCACCCGCAACUAGAAUACACUCUCUGAAACUCACAGGGUUAUUGGAACAUUCGAAGGUAACACCUAGGCUGGAUGGAUACUGGUUUGGGACAGGGGGAAGUGACCAUGGUUGGGUUUCAGGGGUUGUUUUUUUUUUAUAUUGCCCCAGCAUGCAAGUAGAAAAUAAUGAUUGCAAACCAAAUUAGUGCUCUUCUAGGACAGCAAGACUAUAUAAACUGAACCUAUACUGUUCCAAUGCAUGUCCCAUUAUCAUCAAAAGAAGGGGGGCAAGCUUAGCCAUUACUGUCCUUUAGAUGUAUUUUGAUGCUAAGGGCUCAUAUAUAAUCAAAAUGCCUGCCAAGAGAGCCUGAUCUGUACUAAGAAAUACCAUCCAGUAAAGGCACUCAGUGGGACUUGCCCCCUAAGGGCGUGGUUCUUUAAAGCAUUUUCCAGUGCGGUCAUAAAGGGCUUCAGUGACAAGAAAUAAAUCAUUGUUCCUCCAACCAAUAUAACUAAAUUGACUCUGAACAACACUGUUUGGAUUGAAACAGUUUAGAGAUGUUUGGAAAGGUGUGCGUUCCCUAGAAAAGUAUCUGAGUCCUGUGUCUAGUGGUGCCUGUGUUUAGUGAUGCAUGGUUAAAGCCCAUGCAACACGGGUGUUUCUCCUGCCCUCAGGACCCCAUCUGGGACUCACUACCCACAGAACGCACUGCAGACCACAGGCACCAGUUUCUUUACAUUAGCUUCAAGCCAACCACUCCAAGGUUCACAUUUCCAGAGCAUUCAUGGGACAUUAUCAUUUCUUUCAUUCAGUGCCCCCAAGCUCUUUUUGAUAGCUUGUGUGAUUUCUCGGGUCUAUCAACAGAAAAUGAAACCAACAGGGGAAAAAAAAAAAUUAGGUAGACUAAAUUGGUUGAGAGAAAAGUUUUUCAUUUCCUCAAAUCAUGCUUUUUAAAAUCAGUUUAGAAAGUAAAUAGAGGACGGCCCCUUAUUCUGCAGCCACGCCGCAGCUCAGAGCUGCAGCACACCAGGCAAGAGCAACGACAGCGCCUGUGUUCUUCGCUCCCAUCUAUCGUGUCCCUGAUGCUGCUGUGAGUGAGCAGGUACCUCUAACACAGGCUGAAACAGGCUGCAGAACCCACGACUGAAUAAAGAGGGGGACCUGACAACCCCAGAUCAAGCACAGUAUUCCUUCCACAAAACCUCAGCUCACUCCUCAGAGCCUGGCAGUAACAGGCGGUGCCCAUCGCUGCUCUGCUCGUCCACCGGGAAAGCAGCAGACGAAGAUGGCUGCCGCCCGGGAGCUGGCUUCCCAGUCUCUCCAGCGUUGAAAAGUCCGUGCUCAGCUGGGGCAGAGAGACCCACGUCUCCGUUAUCCAGGGCAGGAUUUUGUGGUGAGGCAAGAAUGUGUGCUGUUUCCUUCGUGUGAAAGAGAGUAAGUCAACACUGAGUUUGUAAAACUCUGGUGGUUUUCCCUGUGCGUUACUUGAAGGAGAGCAGAGUUGGUUAUUGGGGGAACGUGUGUUGUGGCCUGGCCUGUUGUUUGAAAGGAUUGACUAGGGGACUGUGACUCAAUUGCAGAGAGACUGUGUAAAACCAGAACGGAUGAGGGAGGUCCGGUGCAGCUCUGUUCUUAUUCCAGCAUGUCCUCACGUACCCACUGCCUCCUCACUCUUUGCUGUUCAUUCCCAGCUCCCAGUGAAGAUUCAUGCAACCAGCCACAAAGGUUUUUACUUGCCUGGGAGCUCCCGCUCCUAGGGAGUGCUGUGGUCAUUCGUGAAAAUUUGCAUUUGAGAGGACACUUUUUCCAACCCCCAUUUCCACCUCAGUGGCGUGCAGUGUUCCCUUGCUGGCCUGUAUGCGGGUACCCUCUCCCUGCCACUGCUUGCCCACUUCCCCUCUUGACAGGUUAAUUGGACUCAGGUUAAUCCAGAGAGAAGUGUGUAAAAUGCAAGAGUGGAUCUUUAAAAACAUGGGAAUCAUUAACAUAAUUAUAAGAACUUUCCACAGCAUGGUUUCCUGAGUAGGUCAUCUCCAAUGCCUGUAGAAAUACAUGUAUAAAUGUGUGUGUGUGUGUGUGUAUACACCUUCAUACCAAAUCUAUAUAUACACACACAAAAUACCACUUAUAUAAUCACCCUCUGACCCAAUCACACUCAGGAUUCAAAAGCAGGGAUCACCAAAGUUGGCCCUAGUGAAGAAAGAGGAAACUCGUGCACACCAACAACCUAAAGGAACAUUUCCUGAUUUCACAAGGUUUGUUUUGUGCACAAAUACAUAACAAACAUCCACAUGUGCACCCUCCCCAUAUAUUUUCCUACCCCAAGAAUAUAGAUUUACAUCCUUACAGAAAUGGCCAGCCAUGUCCCUAAUGCUGAGGUAGAGGUAAAGAAUGCACAACAGAAAAGUACAGGGGGAAAAGAUUUAGACUACAGAUAUUCUCUUCACUUUUCUGGAGCAGGAUAUAAUAUCAAAAACUCAAGAGCCAACCUCUUACUGUUCCAUCUAAAAUAAACGAGCUGUACUCAGAUAGUUCCAUUUACCUGCAGCGAACCAAGAAGGUCUUGCUUGCUGUCCCUUCCCCUGUCACCCCAGGCAGCCUCAAGACAGGAGAGCGACUUGGCUCACACUGAAAAUACCCAAAGAGAACCUUCUGAAUUGUAGCUGGGAGUGCCCACGCUGAGUCCAGCUGCCCUUUGAACCUGACUAGUUCCUGAAGAACUGAAGCUGGAGAUGAGAUGGUGUUUAUGCAGCUUCCCGGACUUAAGCUGAGCUAGGCAGUCAGUGACAGAUCGGGAAAACCCAGUAAUGUCCACAGUCUAAGGGGGAGGGUUGUUUUAUCAGUUCGGCCGAGACAGCAGAAUUUCCCAAAGCCUUGCCCAGAAGAUUAUGAAAAGCGGCAGGGACAGUCUCAUACAUUUUCAAAGGAAAAAUGCUUUGUAAGGCUUCUAACAGGUGUCAGCUGACAGGGGCCAUUAUAAUUUAUUUUCUAGGGAAGAAGUGAAUCAGGUGUUUGGAGCCCUUUCAGUAAAACACAGCUGCUUGACUGAUGAGACACUUGAUAAUAUUAAUGUAAUCCAUUCCUAGGCAGGGAGAGAGCUGGCAGGCUCCCCACCACUGCUCACAACUCCUCUUGUGACAGAGAUGAGUUAUCAAGGCCCCCACCUCCCACCCCAGACUACCCUCACUGAAAGCUGAGGAGGAAAGUAACAGGUAGCGCUGCUGGCCAGAUAGACAGCCGGAGAAGAUGGGCCUAAUGUUAAAUGCUCUGUUGAAAUUGCUGGGUUGGAAUCUCUAACGUGGAUCUCAUGAGCUGUCUGAAUGCAAGCAUUUCAGAAAAUUUAUGCUUUCUCCCUACAUCUACCAAUCCACAGACACACACACAUACACAUACACACACUCAUGAGGAUACCAUGCCUUCUUGCACCUGGACAGAUUGUUACUCCAGUUAUUAGGUAGCUAUAUUAUAAGUAGCAACACUGUUCCUGAAGAAAUAAAGGGGAGCUGUUCUCAGGGUGGUUUCUGGGGAAAAAAAUCAACUGUGUCCUGAAAGCUUACUAUAGAAACUAGUGCUCAUUCUUGCUAAGCUAGAUCUUACUUAAGCACCUGGCUUCAUAUUUUUACAAGAUGCAUUCUCAACUCCUAUACGUCCCUUAGCAUAGCAGGAGGGUCUUUAAUUCGCGGAAAAAGAGAGAGUGGGGAAAAAAGGAAAGGGAAGAAAAGAGAUAUUAAUUUACUUUUACUGGGAUUCUCAAGAAAGCAAGUAUCACAUUGAUAUAUACCCCUAUGUAGUUUUAAAUAAUUAAAAAUUUCAGGCUUUUUUUUUUUAACCAAAUUACAAAAAUCGAGUUUCAGGGAGUUCCUGUCGUGGCUCAGUGGUUAACAAACCCAACUAGCAUCCAUGAGGACACAGGUUCAAUCCCUGGCCUCCUCAGUGUGUUAAAUAUCCAGUGUUGCCCUGAGCUGCAGUGUAGGUUGCAGGUGCAGCUCGGAUCCCACGUUGCUGUGGCUGUGGUGUAGGCCGGCAUCUACAGCUCCAAUUGGACCCCUUGCCCGGGAACCUCCAAUAUGCUGCUGGUGCAGCCCUAAAAAGACAAAAAGACCAAAAAAAAUAGUUUCGGAUAAAAAUAUGUCCCCCUCUCAAGAAGGCCUUGGGCGGAAGUUCCCUUGUGAUGCAGAGGGUUAAGGGUCCAGCAUCUGUGACCCAGGCUGCAACUGCAGCUUGGGUUCAAUACAAAAAAAAAAGGGCUUGGGGGUGGGAGGAACAACCUUGGGAAGAAAGGUAAGGGGCCUCCACUCCACUGUCUUUUUAAGGUUAGCUCCUUCCCUCUGCAGCUUUAUGUUUCCUUUUUCAUCUCAGCUUCCUAUUCUUUGAUAUAUCUAGCAAACAAAAAGAUCAAGAAAGGGCACACUUCCAGCCAGCUAAACUCUGUUACGUAUCAUUAGCUGCCCAUCACACUUUUUUUCACUUCACUGGGAGCCUCAACACAGCAGGAGCUGCAGCACAGAAACCACCAGGAGCAUUUUGGCCUAUGCAGAAAACACAGGGGCACCAUGAAUGUUACAGAAGUAACUCGGGCUUUCCACCUAGAUACCCUCACACAGUGUGCUCACUGCCACUUUCCCUGCCUUCCUCACACAAGGGCACCAACCUCACCCAGCACCAUCUGAAUGCCAGCGUGGUCUUGACUGUCAGUUUUCUUUAAACAAAGGGAGCAAAAGCUACAAGGAACACAUGAAUCCACAAGUCCUCCAGGUUUUUAGAGAGAAAAAAAUGACCCUGUAAUUAUGACUGGGUAGAUAACUCUGUUCACAUUAGCAAACAAGGAGUUUCCAUUGUGGGUAAGCAGGUUGGGAACCAGACUAGUCUCUUUGAGGAUGUGGGUUCAAUCCGGGGCCUCACUCAUUGAGUUAAGGAUCCGGCAUUGCCAUGAGCUUCAGCGUAGGUCACAGAUGCAACUCAGAUCUGGCAUUGCUGUGGCUGUGGCAUGGGCCAGCAGCUGCAGCCCCAAUUUGAUCCCUGGCCAGGAACUUCCAUAUGUCGCAGCUGUGGCCAUAAAAAAAGAAAAAAAAAAUUGCAAAUAAUGGGAGACUCUGUGGAACACCAGAUUACCUAAGCCAAAGCCCUUUCACUAAAUGAUGGGUUGACAGACUGGAAAACCUUAAAGAAUUUUGUAAAACACAAAUACCUAAGUCUGAAAGAGUGCAUUGAGUUUGCCAAAGGUUUAGUUCUGUUUGGAGUUUGUCCAACCUUUCUCCCUCAUCCAAAGGACAAUCCUUUCAUAGGAGAGGGGUCCUAGCAUAGAUGUUCCUGGUGUAACUCAGGUCCAUCAGAUAUUAACAUCAACAAUGGUCAGUGUCAGAAAAGUCUUCCUGCAGGUUAACCCCAGCCCCUCACAGUGAUGAGUUAACCUUUUUUUUUUUUCCUAUUUGGGAGAAAAGAGCUGCAUCUGGACGCUAUUCAGUAUUUACCCCUGACAGAGCCAGGAGUCACCACUACGAGACCUUUUAUCUAUUUUCAUCAAAAGUACUUUUAGAUUUUUAUUUCUGAGACUUUUUUUCUAGCCCUCUUGGUAAUUUUUAUGUUCUUCUCUACUAAGCCUUUCAAAAUGCUUCAUGUUGCUCUGAGAUCAUGGAACCUUAUGACUAAUCAUGACUCAAGUAUAAGGUCUGAACAGGGCUGAAUGGUAGACUCAACCCCAAUGUAUUGCUCCCUUUGAUGCACCUCUUGGUGGCCCUUACCUUUAAGAAAGUCACGGUUAAUUGCUAAUUCACAUUAAUCUUGUGUUCCCUCUAACUUCUGUAUCUUUCUCCAAGACAUUCGGGCAAAGCCCUCACAUUUCUCAGCUUGUUCCCCAUGCAUUUAGAUGGUUGUGUAUUACCUACCAUGAGUCCCUCUACAUUUGGCCUUAUUGAGUCUCCUUUUUUCCAGUCCAGGGUGGGCCAAUGCUUUCUUUCCUUCCAGGUUCUCACUACCAACCUCCCCACUUAGUAAACUUGACAAGUCUAAUGAGCAUUUUCUCCAUCUCUGCAAUGGGGUGAAGAUCAAAAAUACUAGACCCUUGACUCCCAACAACUUAUGUUUUUUGUAAUUAACUAUUUCGGGGGGGGGGGAAAUCCCUCUUAGUUGAUACUAAAAUGUGAAUAGAAUUCACAACCACAAGAGAGUAGAAUCACAGAAAUACCUUAAGACCACCAGUGGGCCUCAACUCAACAAGUACUAACAGGCAUUUAUAAUCUGGUGCAAAGUAGAACACUGGGUGCAGCCUAUCUUGAGGCCUAGUGAGGUCAAGCUCAUGCACUUCAUUUUUUUAAAGUCAUAAUCCCUCUCACCAAGAACUCAGCAUGAGGAAGACACCAAUGGAGAUCAUUCAGGAACUCUGGACCUGCAUUUACCUGCAUCGAUUUACCAAAAGUUAUAUUUUCGCUCUCAGUAGGACAUGGUUGGACCAGCUCUCAUCACCCAGUAUUGCAGCACAUUUACUUGCUCGGGUGGUGGGUUGGAUGGGAAUUGCAAGAUUGUUGAGUGGUGUCCUGGCCCAGGAAAAUGGGCUGCAGCAUUCACUGAAAGGAUGGGAAUUGGCUCCUGCAUUCUCACUUAUGGGAUGCAUGCCCCUCUAUAAUGGGUCUAGAAAUAACUUGGGCCUUGGGACUCAUAGUUCUCUAAAAACGCUUAACUAACCAUAAAAGAAUACUAACUUUUUAAAUCAGGUAAUCAAAAAAAAAAAAAAAAAAAAAAAGAAGGAAUGAAGUCGGAAUCCC
Messenger RNA from Sus scrofa (pig), 9853 nucleotides. RefSeq names its product solute carrier family 24 member 2 (gene SLC24A2). Gene Ontology annotation, cellular component: plasma membrane. Gene Ontology annotation, molecular function: calcium, potassium:sodium antiporter activity; calcium channel activity. The record is from RefSeq and is a predicted model, not a curated record. Lineage: Eukaryota; Metazoa; Chordata; Mammalia; Artiodactyla; Suidae. Gene Ontology annotation, biological process: calcium ion transmembrane transport; intracellular calcium ion homeostasis; long-term synaptic depression.